Molecule: messenger RNA, 354 nt
Organism: Ictalurus furcatus (blue catfish)
Lineage: Eukaryota; Metazoa; Chordata; Actinopteri; Siluriformes; Ictaluridae
Product: liprin-alpha-4-like
Exons: 2
Coding region: 1-309 (102 amino acids)
Biological process (GO): synapse organization
Cellular component (GO): presynaptic active zone
Source: RefSeq, a predicted model, not a curated record
AUGGCACAGAAGGAGGAUAUGGAGGAGCGAAUCACCACACUGGAGAAGCGCUACCUGGCCGCACAACGUGAAACAACAUCCAUCCAUGACCUGAAUGACAAACUGGAGAACGAGCUGGCCACCAAGGACUCGCUCCAUCGACAGAGCGAGGAGAAGGUGCGUCAUUUGCAGGAGCUAUUGGAGCUGGCUGAACAGAGGCUACAGCAGACCAUGAGGAAGGCCGAAACACUGCCAGAGGUGGAGGCUGAACUGGCUCAGAGAGUGGCUGCCCUCACCAAGGCAAGUCACACAUCCCCCCCAACUGCUUAAUCUUUGAGGCAUUGAUAAAAACAGGAAAGUAGCAUUUUCUCUCUG